Messenger RNA from Somion occarium, 1358 nucleotides. The record is from the annotation of a GenBank genome assembly. NCBI's taxonomy places the organism in Eukaryota, Fungi, Basidiomycota, Agaricomycetes, Polyporales, Cerrenaceae.
GAGUGAUGAAGCCGUGGUACUGUGACAAAUGCGCAGUGAAGCUUACGUCUGCUCAGAAUGCCUCUCUUGUUGAACCCCCUCACCCCUCCCCCAGGACUUUCUCUUGAACUUGUGUCUCAACUACAAACAGCAGGAUAUAUCGCGGUUUCGGUGAUAACGGCAUGGCUAUGGGACGUUGUACUGUCGUCCUCGGAGGACGCACAGAUGUUCAUAGAACACAGAGUGGGAAUUCCUGAGCUCGUAUACAUGCUAGCACGUAUUGCGUCCGGUGGAUAUGUCCUGACGGCUAUUGGUUUCAUUGUAUCAUCCAAAAGUGGAUGCAAUGUUGUUCAAACCGCCAUUGGCUGGUUCGGCGCAUUUGCCGUCCCACUCAAUUCUCUGCUCUUCUUCCUUCGAGUUCGAGCAGUGUUCUUAGGGUCGCGGAUCGCUUUGGCUGUUUUCGGAUUCCUCUGGUUAUCCACACUCACGUCGUUGACAAUGCCAUUUGGUACUAAACUUGGAUCGACCAUCGUGUGCGGAAUUGGAAACGUUAAGCCAUACACUUCGGCAGGGUACAUUACUCUCGCGGUCUUUGACACAACUGUAUUCGUCGCUAUAUCGUGGCAAAUUCUGAGCAUGAAUUUGGCCGAAACUUGGAGGCAACGUGUGAGAUCGUUUGUUGGGCGGGAUAAUAUGGGUCAGUUGUCGAAAGCACUCCUGCAGACAGGACAGUCAUACUACUUAGCUACCGUUGGGAUGAACAUCUUCGUUCUCAUCGUCAUCCUCACCUCUGCAUUUCCACCUUCGAUCCGUGCGGCAUUGACGAUACCAAACAUUGCAUUGCAAAAUGCCAUGGCUUGUAGGGUUUUCCGACUUCUCAAGUUGACUUACGUUCCUGGCGAUGGUACCACUGUAGCAUCAUCGCGUUCUCAAACACAAGACCUUCAUUUUGCCACGCGGAAGACGCUCCAGAGCCAAACUACCAGCGAUAGAACUUUGCACCGUCACGAGGGUGCAGAAGAGAUUGAAAUGAUUCCGAUUUCAAACCCUCCUAUACAGGACGAAGAGGCGGCAUCUUGCUCGCCAGAUAGCACCGUUCGUACGGCCAUGCCAACAUUCGCAAAUGUCGAGGACGUGAUCUAGUAGACAUUUGAAAGCUUUGUUGUCGAUUGGAGCUGAUAAGAUUUGCCCGUGAUUGCCCCGUUCGCCGUUCUUCGAUGCGGCAGGACUACUCGCGAUUAUACGGCUUAAAAGAGUAGAGCCUUGAAAGACUGUUGAGAUCCUAUCUGAGCCCGGUAUGCCACGAACGAGCUUCUGGAAGCAGGUGGCCGAGAUCCUGCAUCGGAAUGAGGCGUAUCAUAUAAACGUGUACACAUACC